Molecule: messenger RNA, 5462 nt
Organism: Ostrea edulis (European flat oyster)
Lineage: Eukaryota; Metazoa; Mollusca; Bivalvia; Ostreida; Ostreidae
Product: zinc finger CCCH domain-containing protein 18-like
Exons: 18
Coding region: 204-4337 (1377 amino acids)
Molecular function (GO): metal ion binding
Source: RefSeq, a predicted model, not a curated record
CUGGCACGUGAUCAUAACGGACCAAUCACGAAAUAUUAAUGGCGACGUCUAUAGAGUCGGUCAAAUUGUAAAGAGUGUUAAUAUUUUACCGUUUAGAUGUAUUAUGACGGUCAUUUAACAACAGGACAAGGAUAAAACAAAAUUGAAAGUGACGAAAUCUAAGAUUCGAUUGUCUCUUCUUUGAUUCUUAGAGGGUUAUACUAAUGGAUGAUGAUGAUGGCGCAGUAACACCUACCAGGGAUGAAAACUCUGAUAUAGAACACAGCAAUGAUGAAGUAACCAAUGCUAGUGAUAAUGAAAAGUCCCAGGAAAUUCCUGGCGAUGUGGAACACCAUGAUCGAUUCAUUUCUCCAGAUGGAAGUGAUGAAAUUAACGUGAAUAAAGAAGAAUCGGAUGUUGAGGAUAAACAGAACACAGAUGAUUCUAACAGUCCUACUUCACCUGAUAACGAGGAUGAUUUAAACAGCCCUUCAUCUCCCCAAAACAAAGAUGAUUUAAACAGCCCUUCAUCUCCCCAAAACAAAGAUGAUUUAAACAGCCCUUCAUCUACCCAAAACGAAGAUGAUUUAAACAGCCCUUCAUCUCCCCAAAACAAAGAUGCUAUAAACAGUCCUACUUCUUCCCAAGAUGAGGAAGAUUCAAACAAUCUCGCUUCUCCCCAUAAUGUGAAUGAUGAAAAUGUGACAAAUCCAAGUAAAGAUGAUAUAAAUGAAGAAAAAGGUGAUGUAUGGGAAGGCAUGGAGGAAGGGCAUGGAAAUGAGGAAGAAGAAGCAGAUGAAGGUGCAAAAAGUGAGUCCAAUAAAGAGUCUGCAGCUGAUGGUAAUACGUCUGCUCCAAGUUACGAAGAAAAUCAAACUGAAGGAAAUUCCUCUGAAAUUGAAAGUGAGCAAAAAGAUGAGAAUGAGGAAGUGAAUGAAAAUUUGGAAGAUAGUCAAACAGGGAAUGACACGUCUCAGGAGAGUAUUGAAAACACACACUCUGGUAGGACUUCAUUUGAAAAUACAGCAGAAAUUUCAAAUCAAGAUGAGUUGCAAAGUAGUCUUGCAGAUGAUAUGCAAUCUGUUGGUAGUGUGGAAAAUGACAAGAUUCUGUCCCCAAAUAUGUUAUCUCAAGUGGAGAAUAGUAAUAUGGAAGGACUAGAACCACAAACAGAAAGUGAACCCAUUCCUGUCAGAAACAUUGAAGGAAGUGAUAUUGAGAGUGAUGAAGACAUGAACGGAUGGGAUGAGGAACAGAGCAAACAAUCGGUUGAGGAAGAGGAAAUGGUUACUGACAGUAUAGAACACACAGUUAGAGAAAAUGAGGAUUCUAUGGAUGUGGAUGAUUAUUCAAAGGAACAUUUAGUGACGGGAACGGAUGAGGUGUCAAGCGACGACGAAAAUGAAACUUUGUCAAAUAAAGAGCCUCAGUCUGAUGCAAGUCAAGGAAAUGAAGUAAGAAAGAGAGAAAAUGAUGAGGAAAUUGUGGGGAAAAUUAAAGUUGUGGAUAAUCCUCUGUCUCCUGCUGAGGACAUCAGUGAUAGCGAGGCAGGUGAACUGUCUGAUGAUGAGGAAGGUGGAGAAAAAGAAGAAUACGGGGAUAAAGAUGAUGAUAUUGAUGAUUGGGAUUUGGACUUGACAAAAAAAGGUGAUAAUGUACAAAAUGACAGGCCUUUCGCAGAAACUGAAGAUAUAAAUAGUCCUGAAAGUGACCUGGCAGAAAGAGAGAAAACGCCUGUAAGGGAUUUAGAAUCAGCUGCAUCCCCAAUUUCUGAGGAUGGGAACUUGUCUGACAUUGACAUGGAUAAGAGGAGGCGUGAAAUGUACAAUGACAUAUCAGAUGAGGAGGAAUCUUUCAGUGAUGAUGAGAAAGUGGAUGUUUAUAAAGUAGACAAUGUGGUCAAAGAAGCAAUCCGUACAAAUGAGGGGACUCAUAAGAGGACAGAGGUGAAGAGAGAUAGGAAUAUAGAGAAAUUUCAUAGUCAGAGCAGCAUGAGCGAGGAGCAAGUGGAGUUGGAUUAUGAUGAGGAAGUUGGGGAUGAGGAUGGGCGUGGUCAUGAGGACAAAGAGAAAAUGGACGAAAGCAGAGCUGGGGAAAAUGAAGUGGAGAAAAAAGAGACUGAGGAGGGUGAAGCACAAUCUGAUGAUGGUGAAUUGGAUGAUGAUGAGGAUUGUGAGGAGGGGGAGAUCAGGGAACCAGGGACUAGGAAACCAUUCAUUCCACCAAUCUGUCGAUUCUUUACUCGUGGGGUCUGCACUUGGGGAAACAACUGCAGAUUUAUUCACCCUGGAGUUAAUGAUAAAGGUAACUACAGGAUGAUAGAGCGGUCAGAGUUUGGACCAUCCAAUUAUGGACAGGGCAGCGGUCCUUGGCAAGGCCCAGGAGAGAAACCUGCAACUGAGGACAUUGAGGAAGAAGAGUUACCUCCACCUCCCAUGCCCCCGAAAGUAGAAACAGCCUGGGAGAGGGGACUGAGACAUGCUAAGGAGCAAUUGAAGAAAGCUAAUAUGAGAAAAGAGCAGGAGACAGAUUUUGAGCACAAACGAUUGAAUUUAUCUGUGGAAGAAGAGAGGGAACUUAACAAAGAGAAUGACCGCUACAAGAACGUGCACAAAGACCCAUAUUAUGACCAAUACGAUGAUGAAUAUUAUGACAAGCUGCCUUCUAAGCGGUCACCUAGUCCUAUAGGUUGGCAGCAUGGUCAAUAUGAAAACUUCGAGGUCCGCUGGACGAGGGAGCCAGAGUGGGUACCACCACCUCCAGUGCCUCAUUAUCACAGGGAACGAGAACAUCAGAAGUUUAUCAGGGAGCCAUUUCCUGUCCGACACCCAGCAGAAAGAAGGUUUGAAAGGAAACCAGCCUCACACAGAAAUAAACAAUGGGUGGAGGAACCCCCACCCCGGGAGACAAGGGAAACUCCGAUACACAGGCACACAGCUGACGUUUGGCAUGACCCGUGGAGAAGGUCGAAGUCGCCAAAAAAGAAACCCAGAGGUUCCAGAAGUAGAUCACGGGGAAGGCGACGAUCCAGACGAUCAUACAGUUACUCAUCUUCAUUUUCAUCAAGUUCAUUUUCCGGUUCAUCACGUUCAAGGUCAAGGUCAUCAUCCUAUAGUUCAUAUAGCAGUCGUUCUUCAGGGAGUCGUACCUCAUCCAGUUCAAGAUCUCCAACCAGAUCACCACUUAAACAUGCAGGAGGUCCACAAGGCAGACAGCCUCAAAACAGACAACCACAAAACAGACAACCACAAAACAGACCGCCUCAAAAUAGACCACCUCAAAACAGACAGCCUCAAAACAGACAGCAACAAAACAGACAGCAACAAAACAGACCGCCUCCAUUUAAAGCAGAUAGUGGAAAGCCAAGAAGUGCCGUAUCUGGUCCACCAGGACUACCUGGACCAAUCAGACGACAAACCAGUCAGAAUCAAGGUGGUCCUCAAGGUAAACUACCAUCUGCAGGUCCACCAUUAGAUAGACAGCGUUCCCAGCCAGGGAUACAAGGAGGACCCCCACAAGAACCUGAUCGUGGUAGGACUCCCAAGAAUAAAGCUGGGCCUCCACCUCCACUGCAGCCACCACAGCGAGUUCCACAACCACAACGACCUUCAAGACAAAAAAGAAGACACAGCAGCAGCAGUAGAUCACGGAGCAGGUCCUCCUCAUCUGGAUCCUCGCGGUCCUCCAGUGCCAGCAGUGUGUCCUCAGUCAGCAGUCACUCUUCAAGCAGCUCAUCUGGAAGUGCUGACUCAGAGCACCUUUAUCGAGGUGUGGGUGGAGCCAAGGAAGGGUCACCUGUUUCUCCAAAGAAGAAAAAAGUAAAGACAGCCAAAGGCCUUGAGCCACCAGCUAAUAAAGUAGAGAAGAAACCCACAACACCAAUGGGCAGUAGGUCCUCCAAAGGAAGCCGCAACGAACCUAGUCAAGCUCCAGUAACCUCAAAACCUAAAGACCCACUGAAGGUGGUGGGGUCCAAACAGAACAUAAAGUUAACUCUACUAAAUAAGCCUGCAGAGAAAGAAAAGCCAAGUGGGUUGGGGUCGAAGAAAAGACCAUCAACAGAUUUGGAUGUUCCUCCUGCCAAAAGACCAGCCAUUGCAGUUCCAUCACAACCAAAACCAGACAAGAAAGUGAAGAAACCGGAUAAGCCUGUCAGUACAGCUCCUCCUACUCCACCAGUAAAGGCAGCUCCUCCUCCCAGGCCAACUCCAGCCACAAAGAAUCCUCCUAAAGGGCCCCAGGCAGUGGCUCCUCCCCCCAAAGAGAAGAAGAGCACAUCGUCUCGUCGAGAAGAGCUCCUGAAGCAGCUGAAGGCUGUGGAGGAUGCUAUUGCUCGCAAGAGAUCCAAGAUGAAUUGAUAAAGUGGGACAUAGGAUUUUAAUCUCUAUACAGAUCAUGGCAUUUUUUCUUUAAUAAAUUAAAAAAACUCCUUUUUAUUAUAUGGAAAAAAAAAACCCAUGUUUUUGGAACAUGAAUUCACUUAUCUAUUUAUGGUGUUCACAUCACUGCAAACUAGUUAUAUUUGAAACUUUUAUGAAUGGAAGUUUGAUUUAUUAUGAAUUUUUUGGGAAAAUGGUCGUUUUCACCAUGCAUGCUUGUUGAAAUGUGUGAUGUGUACAUUUUUCUAAAGAGAAGAUGAUAGUUCUUUGAAUACAGAGUGCAUUUUAUGAUUGACUGUCCAAAAGAGUUGGAAUAGAUAUGGUGAUAUUUUUUCUUGCUACAUGGCACAUGACAUACUCUAUGGUAUAAGAUACAUGUAGAUAUAUAUUUUCUAAGUUCGAUGGAGAUUGUAAUUUUUGAGACGAAUGUUCUGCAGAUGAUUACAUGUAUAUGUGUGCUAGUUUACGUAUUUAUUGUUUAUUACACUAUCGCCUUUCGCAGCUAUCGAAUGUAGCGGUGGUGUACUGUAGUAGCGGUGGUGUACUGUAGUAGCGGUGGUGUACUGUGUACAUAUUCACUGCUCAGAAUUCCCCGUUUUACAUAGAGCCACUGUGAGAGUACAUAUUCACUGCUCAGAAUUCCCCGUUUUACAUAGAGCCACUGUGAGAGUACAUAUUCACUACUCAGAAUUCCCCAUUUUACAUAGAGCCACUGUGAAGAGAACAUAUUUUAAUCAUGGUGAAUUUUCAUACAAGAAAAUAGUGGAAUGGUAGUUUUACUCAAUCAAACCUUAGAAUAACUUUUAAGCUUGGAAGAAGAAAAAACCAUGAUCAGUUAAUCCGGGUUUUUGUUGUUGUUUUCUUUUAGUACAUAUGCUUACUUAUUCAAAUGAUGUCAGUGAAAGGAGAUAUGAAUGUUAUUUACAUUUAUUAUGGUUUAUGUGCUGAAACAUCACUAGUACAGAAAUUUUGAUUUCUUGAUGUUUACUUUGAUUUUUGAUAUACAUGUAUUACAUCUGUCGAUGUCUGGAGAUGAUUCAGUUUCAGGAUAUUGUGCAGACAUUGUACAAAUACUAGUAUUAUGAAAUAAAGUCAAUGAUUUGA